AUGGAGGCCAUGGAUGAGAGCCCUGAUGGGGCUUUGCCUCCUGCUGUCAAUCUGGAUGCUAAUGGCAUGGCAAGUUAUAAGCCCCGCGGGUAUCAGCUGGAGAUGCUGGAAGCUAGUGAGCAGCAAAACAUCAUCGUGGCAAUGGAUACUGGUAGUGGAAAGACGCAUAUAGCCGUUCUUCGCAUCAUCUCCGAGCUCGAACGAUGCCCUGCCGACAAGCUGGUGUGGUUUUUGGCACCAACAGUAGCGUUGUGUCUCCAACAGCACGAUGUUAUCGCUUCGCAAAUACCAUCUGCCAAGACACGGGUGUUGAUUGGCGCCGAUAAUGUCGAUAGAUGGACCGAACAAGCCAUUUGGAACAAGGCUCUCAAAGACGUUCGAGUAGUUUGCGCGACCCAUGCGGUUCUUUCCGAUGCGCUGAAUCAUGGAUUCGUGCGAAUGUCGCAGUUGGCUCUGCUUGUAUUCGACGAAGCUCAUCAUUGCACACGAGGCCAUCCGGCGAACAAGAUCAUGCAGUACCACUACCACCCAACACGUGCCAAUCUCGGCCCGCAUGCCGUUCCCCGAAUUCUAGGUCUGACAGCGAGUCCUAUCGUCCGGUCAAAACCGCAGGAGCUACAGUUGAUAGAGGCAAAUUUGGAUGCCAUUUGCAAGACACCACGAAGACAUAGAUCUGAAUUACUCGAGCAUGUACAUCGACCGCAGCUCGAGUGUAUUCCUUACCCACCUUGGGAGAUAAAACAUGGAUUUCUUGGAAGCCGACUGCUUCGGUCUCUUAUCAAGUGUGUCAAAGCAUACGCCAUACGAGAAGAUCCUUACUUUGAAAUGCUUCGAGAACACCCAGAAGGGGCAGUCGAGGCAGAGAAACUCCUCAGGACAGGGGUGACUUUCUGCGGUGAGCAAAUGACAAAGUUCCUAGAGCGGAGCUGUGAUAUGUACGCCGAACUUGGUGGUUGGGCGACCGAUUACUUCAUCCAAGCAUCAAUUGAUCAGCUUCGACGAUCUAUAGAGAAUGACGAUUCGAUGACAGCCCUGGAUCGCGAAGAGAGAGUAUAUCUUCUGGAGCUUCUCCUCGGUAUGCCCCUGCUGGAGGACACCGUGGAGAACAUUCACAUUUCGCCAAAACUGGAGAUACUGCUCUCCUUCCUCGACAAGAUGGAUCAUUCCGAAUUCUCUGGCAUAAUAUUUGCCAAGACGCGAUCGGUUGUCAGUGUCCUGACUCGACUAUUAUCGCUGCAUCCCGCCACAAAGGAUCGCUUUCGGUGUGCGUCCUUCGUCGGGUGGUCGAAUAAUGCUAGUCGGAAAGAGUCACUGGGGGAUUUACUCACCCGAGAUAUGCAACGGGACACGCUAUCCGAAUUUAAAGCUGGUCGGAAGAAUCUACUUAUUGGUACGGAUGUCCUCGAAGAAGGGCUAGAUGUCAGUUCGUGCCGACUCGUCAUCUGCUAUGACAAACCAGCGAAUCUGAAGUCUUUCGUUCAGCGACGUGGUCGCGCACGCCAUAAGCAGUCCACAUAUGCUAUCAUGCUUUCGACAGAGGAUGACUCACUUGUUCUGUCCAAAUGGCAAGACCUAGAGCGAACAAUGAUUGAAGCCUAUCAGAACGAGGAAAGGCAACGGCAAGACGCAUGGAAGCUCGAGGCAACGCGGGAGGACGUUGAUGAAUCGCUAUUUGUUGCCUCCACGAGUGCUCGACUGUCUGCGGAAGAUGCCAUGCAGCACCUGCACCACUUCUGCUCCGUAUUGCCCGUUGAUCAAUACGUUGAUAACAGGCCCAUGUUCUCCUUUGAAGAGGAUCUGAGUGGUCUCAUCCGUGGCACAGUAACUCUACCAAAUUCAGUUCACCCAGCGGUUCGUCGAACGCAAGGUAAGCGCUGGUGGCGCACUGAGAACGCAGCCAGAAAGGAGGCGGCGUUUCAGACUUACAAAUCACUUUGGAAAUACGGCUUGGUCAAUGAUAACCUCUUACCAUUGACACGAAAGCCAGAGCUCAGGUUUACGGAAGAAAUGGCUAUGCCGGCUUUGAUCGAUUGUUCCGCGCAAUAUGAUCCCUACAUUGAUUUGGCUCAAGAUUGGGUGAUGCAGGAGCUUCAUACGACGAGCAUUACAGUGUCAGAUAAUAACACUGGUGCUGUGAACGAGGACCUCUUAAUGUCGAUCGUAUUGCCCAAAUCGAUGCCCGCGCCGCAUCCUCUUACAUUCUUUUGGGAGAAUGAAACCAGUAUGACAGUGACUUUUGGAAAAAGUCAACCUGUCGGUCCGAUGCCCACGGCAGAGAUUAUUCAGCAAAUGAGAACUAUUACCGCGAUGUACCUUCAAGCCCCGUCGUCUCGCUUGCAAGGAGCUGACAGAGACUAUGUGGCUCUUUUCGUCCCCAGUAUCCCAGUUGAGCAGCUGGGAACUUGGAUCCAGCAGUACGAAGGCAUUGAACAAGCCGUAGAUCUCUAUGCGCGCGACCAGAACAUCUCACCUGUUGGUAUCAUCCGGGACACAGCAAAGUACAGUGAGCCACGAUUGUUUCGCAUGUGGCAUGAGUCUCAACCCUUGGAAAUUGAAUGCCGGAGUUUGCCCAAGCGACGAAACCUGCUACAAUAUCGAAACCCAUCUCAAAUGGCGGAUGGAACGGAAGAGGCUCGUCCUAAGAUUCAUGUCAUCCCAGCCGUAGGCUGCACUGUUGACAGACUUCCCUGGAAGAAGUCGAUGUUUGGUCUGUUCAUCUCCUCUAUUCUUGAUCGCGUUGAAGCGAUCAUGGUCGCCCACAAACUCAACGAGACAAUACUUAAGGGUGCUGGAAUUGAGAAUCUCAGCCAUGUCUUGACAGCGAUUACUACACCGCUCGCCCAGGCGCCGACACAUUACCAGCUCUACGAGUUCUUUGGUGAUUCGGUCUUGAAGUUCACGGUGAGCUGUCAGCUAUUCUUCACACAACCAACAUGGCACGAGGGAUAUCUGUCUGAAAGCCGUGACAAGCUGAUAAAGAAUCUACGACUUGCACGUGCAGCGCUGGAUACUGGUCUGGACCAGUUUAUCUUGAAUGACCGGUUUACCCCUCGCAAGUGGAAUGCGCCGUUGAUAUCCACCAAAUCAGUGGAUGCAGCCAGUCGACCGAAGCGCGAGCUGUCCAUGAAGGUGCUGGCAGACGUUGUCGAAGCGCUGAUCGGCGCUGCCUACAUGGACGGUGGCAUGAAAAGGGCACAGGCUUGCCUCCACCGGUUCUUGCCAGAGAUUGACCUUCAAGCAGCCGUCCCGCCACGCGAGCAAGACCCAGCUCUCGCGAGCAACUUGCUAGAUCUGGAGCGGAUCAGUACACUAAUUGGGUACACCUUCCAAGAUGCCUCACUCUUGACCGAGGCACUGACCCACCCGUCGUGCGAACAUGAUAUGCGCACUCAAUCGUACCAGCGGAUCGAAUACCUCGGAGAUGCAGUUCUUGACAUGGCGAUUGUAUCCGUCUUUGCAGAACUGAACCAGGAAAUUCCUGAGGGCAGGAUGACCUUGAUCAAACAUUCAGUGGUUAACGCAGGUCUUCUGGCCUUCCUCUGUAUGGAGAUGACUAUUGAUGACAUGUACCUGUGGAAGUUCCUCCGCUUCAACGGACCGGUUAUCAGGGCUGCCCGAGAUGCAUCUGUGGCCAGACAUCAGGAACUGCGAGAGGAAAUCCUGCACGAGCUGCACUUCGGAUCCAAGCAUCCCUGGGAACUGUUCUCUCGCCUCCGACCAGACAAGUUCAUGUCCGACAUCGUAGAGAGCACUAUCGGUGCCAUCUUCAUCGACUCGGGUGUCGAUCUCAGCCUCAGCCACUGUACAGCUUUCCUCGAGAGACUGGGACUACUUUCUUAUCUGCGCCGUGUAAUCGCAGAUAACGUGGACGUCCAGCAUCCUCGCAACAAAGCGCAGGACCUGCUGGGAAAAACUGCUGGCAAGUUAGCGUUUAAGCCGAGACGUGUCGAGGCGAAGGGGGUCGCUGCGACAUACCUUUGCACUGCGACCAUGAACAAGAAACAGCUUGCAGUUAUCGAGGGAUGUGCGUCCGCUGAUGAGGCCGAGAUCAAAACAGCUUUGUGGGUCAUCGAGAAGUUUCAUGAAGGGCAACUUGCAGCGGCAGUUGCUUGA
Messenger RNA from Penicillium daleae, 4113 nucleotides. Its product is annotated as putative RNA helicase/RNAse III. Gene Ontology annotation, biological process: siRNA processing. The record is from RefSeq and is a predicted model, not a curated record. The transcript is spliced from 7 exons. The coding region runs from base 1 to 4113 and encodes 1370 amino acids. Gene Ontology annotation, cellular component: RISC complex; nucleus; cytoplasm. NCBI's taxonomy places the organism in Eukaryota, Fungi, Ascomycota, Eurotiomycetes, Eurotiales, Aspergillaceae. Gene Ontology annotation, molecular function: RNA binding; ribonuclease III activity; ATP binding.